AUGGCAUCUACAAACAAAGAACAACAAGUUGCAACGCUCUUCAGCGACUUAAAAAAAGCAGUAAAUAACUACGAUGAUGAACUUAGUUUAGACUUAUGUGACAAAAUCAUCAAAAUCGAACCGAAAGAUGAACUUGCUCUUCACUGCAAAGUCAUCACGUUAAUCCGCCUAGAACAGUACAAAGAAGCAUUGACUGUGAUUGCACGUCAAUUUAAGAACAGUAAUAUUGAUCUCUCAUAUGAGAAAAUUUAUUGUUACUAUCGUACCAAUCAGUUCCAACCAGCCAUGGAUCUCUUAAGAGAUUUGAAGUCGCAAAACAAGGAUAAUGAGUCUUUAUUAUAUCUUGAGGCUCAAUUGCUGUAUUCUCAAGGCAAAUUCGAAGAGGCAAUUGAUAUCUAUGAGUCUUUAUUAAAGUCGACCAAUAAGAAAGACAGUUUGUACGAUGAAAUUCAAGUCAAUUUGUUAGCUGCCAAAGCUGGUUUGGCCUUUUCGAGUGAGAAGCCUUCUAGUAGCUUUGAUGAUGAAUUGAAAGAAAGCUCUGAAAUGUACGAAGUAGCUUACAAUGCAGCCUCCGUCUAUCUUGCGCGAGGAGACAUCAAGAAGGCUCAGCAACAAUUAGAAUUAGCUUACAAACAAUGUAGCAAUAAGUCACAAGGAAUGUCUGAGGAAGAACAGGAAGAGGAAUUAGCUCUUAUCUCGGCUCAAUUAGCUUAUACCUAUCAAUUACAAGGCCGUGCAAAUGAAGCAAUCAAAAUUUAUAAUCAAUUGGUUGAUUCCAAGGAUGCUACUGUGGCUGCAGUUGUGAGCAACAAUAUUGUCGCUCUAGAUAAUGCCAAGGAUUUAGAAGAUGCUGCAAAGAGAUUGAAAAUCGCAACUAACAAAGAGGCAGACACAAGACUCAAGAAUUAUCAGAAGCGUGUCAUCUCAAUGAACGAAUGCUUGUUACAACUCUAUUCUAAAAAAUAUUCCGCCUGUAGAGAUCAAGCGCAGAAACUCAUUGAGAAAUAUCCCAACAAUGAUGAUCUGUAUCUUAUUUUAGCCAGCGCAACCUACUAUCAACUUAAGGCUACAAAGGCAAUUGAAGAGUUGAAAAAAUGUUCAGAGAAAAAGCCCAAAUCACUUGCUAUUCGUUUUGCGAUUAUACAGUUACAACUAAUGGAUUCUAAACCAGUGGCUGCCCUUACUACUUUACAAUCUUAUUUGCAAACCGUUAAAGAAGACAAAAACACCUAUUAUAAGCCUGCUUUAGUUGCAUUGUCAGUUUGGUUGUAUGAACAAAGUGGCCAGCCCCAAAAGGCUAUGGAAAUUUUGGACGAAGCAUCUUCCGUUUGGAAACAAGAUCCUGAGUUUGACGGGGCUGUGGCCCCGGCCUCUACACUCAAGCAGACAGCUGCAUUCAAAUUGAAAGCAGGACGUUAUGAAGAAGCUGUUGCAGAGUAUGAGCAACUAGUCAAAGCUGACCCCUCUGAUGCCCAAGCUCUUGCCGGUUUGAUAGCCGCUUACGCUGAAGUUGAUCCCGAAAAAGCUGAACAAUAUGGUAGUUCACUUCCUGCUGUAUCGUUAGAGCAUUUGGAUAUUGAUAAUCUCGAAAAUGCUGUACCUGGUGUCAAACGAGGUUAUGUUAGAAAGGAUUCAAAUACUCGCCAUACAACUAAGCCAAAGACUAAGAAGAAACGAGCGCCCCUUUUACCGAAGAUUAUGGAUUCCAAUAGCAAGCCUGAUCCUGAGCGCUGGUUACCCAAAUAUGAACGCUCGAAUUAUACAAAAAAUACAUCAUCCAAACGUCGUAAAUAG
Mycotypha africana is the source of this 1794-nucleotide messenger RNA. RefSeq lists its product as uncharacterized. The record is from RefSeq and is a predicted model, not a curated record. Lineage: Eukaryota; Fungi; Mucoromycota; Mucoromycetes; Mucorales; Mycotyphaceae. The transcript has 4 exons. Gene Ontology annotation, biological process: SRP-dependent cotranslational protein targeting to membrane. Gene Ontology annotation, cellular component: signal recognition particle, endoplasmic reticulum targeting. Gene Ontology annotation, molecular function: 7S RNA binding; protein binding; ribosome binding. The coding region runs from base 1 to 1794 and encodes 597 amino acids.